UCCGUUGCCUGCUGUUCGCUUACCCAUGCUGGAUUAAAUUUUAAGAAAGAAGACCCUAUUUUGGGGGGGAUUUGCGCUUGUUUUUUGGGAGGUCGGCUGGCACCAAGCUGGGACAAUGAGUGAAGAGGUCAAGGAGAAGAAGACACCUACACGCAAAAAGAAAGGGAAAAAGACGGAUGUAAAUGCAUGUUACCUUCGGGCGGCUCGGGCGGGUAAUCUGGAGAAGGCUCUGGAUUAUCUGAAGAAUGGAGUGGACAUCAACAUCUGCAAUCAGAACGGCCUUAACGCUCUGCACCUGGCGUCGAAGGAGGGCCAUGUUGAAGUUGUGUCUGAACUCAUCAAACAUGGGGCCAAUGUGGACGCAGCUACAAAGAAAGGGAACACAGCCCUUCACAUAGCAUCGCUCGCGGGGCAGACAGACGUUGUGAAGGAGCUGGUUACUCAUGGGGCCAAUGUCAAUGCACAAUCACUGAAUGGCUUCACACCUCUGUACAUGGCGGCGCAGGAGAACCAUCUGGACGUGGUGCAGUUUCUUUUGGACAACGGUUCCAGUCAGAGCAUUGCCACUGAGGAUGGUUUCACUCCCCUGGCCGUGGCACUGCAGCAGGGUCAUGACCAGGUUGUGUCUUUGUUGUUGGAAAAUGACACAAAAGGAAAAGUCCGGCUCCCUGCUUUGCACAUCGCCGCGAGGAAAGACGACACAAAAGCUGCUGCGCUCCUGCUUCAAAACGACCACAAUGCAGAUGUCGAGUCCAAGAUGAUGGUGAAUAGGACUACUGAGAGUGGUUUUACCCCCCUACACAUCGCCGCACACUAUGGCAACAUCAACGUGGCCACAUUAUUACUGAACAGAGGAGCAGCUGUGGACUUCAAGGCGAGGAAUGACAUAACGCCGCUGCACGUAGCUUCCAAACGUGGGAACACAAACAUGGUGCGUCUGCUGGUGGAGCGAGGAGCCAAAAUAGAUGCACGGACCAAGGACGGUCUGACUCCGCUGCACUGUGGGGCCAGGAGCGGACAUGAGCAGGUGGUGGAGAUGCUACUGGACAGAGGGGCCCCAAUCCUGUCCAAAACCAAGAACGGCCUGUCCCCUUUGCACAUGGCCACACAGGGCGACCACCUGAACUGUGUCCAGCUGCUGCUGCAUCACGAGGUCCCAGUCGACGACGUGACAAACGAUUAUCUCACUGCUCUCCAUGUCGCCGCACACUGUGGACACUACAAGGUCGCCAAGGUGAUCGUGGACAAGAAGGCCAACCCCAAUGCCAAAGCGCUGAAUGGGUUCACGCCUCUGCACAUCGCCUGUAAGAAGAACAGAGUCAAAGUGAUGGAGCUGCUCCUCAAACAUGGAGCAUCUAUACAGGCAGUCACUGAGUCUGGUCUCACUCCCAUCCAUGUGGCUGCUUUUAUGGGACAUGAUAACAUUGUUCAUCAGUUGAUCAACCACGGAGCGUCACCAAACACAAGCAACGUGAGAGGAGAGACAGCGCUCCACAUGGCAGCACGAGCAGGACAGUCCAAUGUGGUGAGGUAUCUGCUGCAGAACGGAGCAAGAGUGGAUGCCAAAGCUAAGGACGACCAGACGGCCCUGCACAUUGCCAGUCGACUGGGAAAACCAGACAUUGUUCAGCAGCUCCUAUCCAACGGAGCAUGCCCAGACUCCACCACCAGCUCCGGGUACACGCCCCUCCACCUGGCAGCGCGAGAGGGCCACAGAGACAUCGCUGCUGCCCUCCUGGACCAGGGAGCAGGCCAGGGAGUCACAACCAAGAAGGGGUUUACUCCGUUGCAUGUAGCAGCAAAAUAUGGAAAGAUUGAAGUAGCAAACCUGCUCCUGCAAAAGGGUGCCCAGGCCGACGCUUCAGGGAAGAGUGGACUAACCCCACUGCAUGUGGCAGCGCACUAUGAUAACCAGAAGGUGGCGCUGCUCCUACUGAACCAGGGAGCUUCGCCGCAUGCUGCAGCCAAGAAUGGGUACACUCCUCUUCACAUCGCAGCUAAGAAGAAUCAGAUGGAGAUUGCCACUACAUUACUGGAGUAUGGGGCCUCCACCAACACCGUAACACGCCAGGGAAUCACUCCUCUUCAUCUGGCAGCACAAGAGGGCAACGUGGAUAUGGUAACGCUACUACUGGCCCGCGACGCUCCUAUAAACAUGGGGAAUAAGUCUGGUCUGACUCCACUCCACUUGGCUGCCCAGGAGGAUAAAGUGAAUGUAGCUGAAGUUUUAGUAAAUCAAGGAGCAACUAUUGACCCAGAGACCAAGUUGGGCUACACUCCUCUCCAUGUAGCCUGUCACUACGGCAACAUAAAGAUGGUCAAUUUCCUGUUGAAAAACCAGGCCAAGGUCAACGCUAAGACCAAGAAUGGGUACACUCCUCUGCACCAGGCUGCUCAGCAGGGGCACACUCAUGUCAUCAACCUGCUCCUGCGCUUCGGGGCGUUACCAAACGAACUCACUGUGAAUGGAAACAGUGCUCUGUCCAUUGCCAGACGACUUGGAUACAUCUCUGUGGUGGACACUCUCAAGGUCGUCACAGAGGAGACUGUAACUACUCAGACUGUGACAGAGAAGCACAAGAUAAAUGUUCCAGAGACCAUGAAUGAAGUUUUGGACAUGUCUGAUGAUGAAGUGCGUAGGGCCAAUGUUCCUGAAAUGAUCAAAGACGACUAUUUAUCUGAUGUGGACGAAGAUAUUGAUGUGGGAAAUAUCUACAUCACCUAUACUUGUGAUGAUGCGAUGACGGGGGACACAGACAAAUAUCUGGCGCCCCAGGACCUGAGGGAGCUGGGGGACGACUCUCUGCCUCAGGAGGGAUACAUGGGAUUUAGCGUUGGAGCGCGGUCACAAAGCCUGCGUUCCUUCAGUUCUGAUAGGUCCCACACGCUGAACCGCAGCUCCUACACCCGUGACAGCAUGAUGAUCGAAGAGAUGCUGGCCAACAAGGAGCAUUUGUCUGUGGCUAAGGACUGCGACAACGACUCAUUGCGGAGAUACAGUUGGACCGCAGAUGCCCUUGAUAACGUUAACCUGGUUUCUUCACCGAUCCACUCUGGUGUGUCCUCUCCGCUCCCGCAGUACGACAGCAGGUUCCUGGUCAGUUUCAUGGUCGAUGCGAGAGGCGGGUCCAUGAGAGGAAGCCGUCAUAAUGGUAUGCGCAUCAUCAUCCCGCCCAGGAAGUGCACCGCGCCCACCAGGAUCACGUGCCGAUUGGUCAAGAGGCACAAGUUGGCGUCUCCUCCCCCCAUGGUGGAGGGGGAGGGGCUGGCCAGUCGUUUAGUGGAGGUGGGACCAGCGGGAGCACAGUUUUUGGGGCCAGUGAUAGUGGAGAUCCCCCAUUUUGGCUCAUUGCGGGGCCAGGAGAGGGAGCUGAUCCUACUGAGGAGCGAGAAUGGAGAAACCUGGAAGGAACAUUUGUACGAUUGUAAAACAAAUGACCUUAACCAGAUUCUCAAUGGGAUGGAUGAAGAAUUGGACAGUGCAGAGGAGUUGGAGAAAAAGCGAAUAUGCCGCAUCGUAACCAAGGACUUCCCACAAUACUUUGCUGUUGUGUCACGGAUCAGGCAGGAGACAAACCACAUGGGACCAGAGGGCGGGACUUUGUGCAGUCGGAGCCUCCCAUUGGUCCAGGCCUCUUUCCCAGAGGGGGCACUGACCAAGAAAAUUAAAGUGGGAUUGCAGGCCCAGCCCGUCCCUGAGGAGCUGGUGCAGAAGAUCCUUGGUAACCGAGCAACCUUCAGCCCCAUCGUCACCGUGGAGCCGAGAAGGAGGAAGUUCCACAAACCCAUCACCAUGACGAUCCCGGUGCCGCCUUUGUCCGGAGAAGGACUCACCAAUGGGUACAAGGGAGACUCCACGCCCUGCCUCCGCCUCCUCUGCAGCAUCACGGGUGGUACCUCUCCCGCACAAUGGGAGGACAUUACUGGUACAACUCCUCUCACCUUUGUCAAUGACUGUGUGUCCUUCACCACCAACGUUUCAGCCAGGUUCUGGUUAGCAGACUGUCACCAAAUCCCAGAGACAGUCGGUCUGGCCUCUCAGCUGUAUCGAGAGCUUAUCUGCGUGCCGUAUAUGGCGAAGUUUGUGGUGUUCGCCAAAAUGAACGAUCCGGUGGAGUCUAGGCUGAGGUGCUUUUGUAUGACUGAUGACAAGGUGGACAAAACACUAGAGCAACAGGAAAACUUUGAAGAAGUGGCACGAAGCAAAGAUAUAGAGGUUCUUGAGGGUCGGCCGAUCUACGUGGAUUGCUAUGGAAACUUGUCGCCUUUGACUAAAGCUGGUCAACAGUUAGCCCUUAACUUCUAUGCGUUUAAGGAGAACCGAUUGCCAUUCUGUGUCAAGGUGCGAGACCCCAGCCAGGAGCCAUGCGGACGUCUCACGUUCCUCAAAGAAUGUAAGACCAUAAAAGGACUUCCUCAGACCGCUGUUUGUAAUCUCAACAUCACACUUCCUGCGGUGAAGAAGGAUGUGGAGUCAGAUCCCGAGGAAGAGACUGAAAAGACAGAGAGACGUCAUACCUUUGCAUCCCUAGCCUUACGUAAGCGCUACAGCUAUCUGGCCGAGCCUGCACAGAGUCCACAAAGCCCAUGUGAGAGGACCGACCUCCGCAUGGCCAUUGUAGCAGACCAUCUCGGACUCAGCUGGACUGAGCUGGCCAGGGAGUUGAAUUUCUCUGUGGACGAGAUCAACUUUAUCCGUGUGGAAAACCCCAACUCUCUGACCGCUCAGAGCUUCAUGCUGCUAAAGAAAUGGGUGCACAGGGACGGUAAAAAUGCCACAACGGAUGCCUUAACUGCGGCGCUCACUAAGAUCAACCGGUUGGAUAUUGUGACUUUGCUGGAAGGGCCCAUAUUUGACUACGGUAACAUUUCAGGCACUCGCUGCUUUGCCGAUGAUAACGCAGUAUUCCCGGAUCAGUCCGAUGGAUACCACAAUAUAGAUCUGGAACUGCAGACGCCCACUUCUCUCAGCUUCGAGCCCCCCACCCCUCUCCGAUCAGAUGACUUCUUUGGAGAAUCCCAUGUAGAAUCCCCAAAUAGGACCUCUGUUUCUAGACCCACAGAUUUAUCGUUGAAUCAAACUUUAAGUACCUCCAGUAGCGAUCCAACCACUGUCGCUCCUCAACUAGCAACCCAAGAAGAUGUUAUUGUGGAAUCCAGCCUGCACAGAGAGGUGACAGUCUCCUAUGAGAGCCCAGGAAAUGACAGAAGAGCUGUAGAGAAACAAGUUCAAGAUCUGGAGGUUAAACAAGAUGCCAGUGACGUGAUUUUGGACAAAAAUGACAGAAAAGAGGAAGAGGAGGAGGAAGAGGAGAUGACUCAAGAGCGGAUACAGAGUCUGCUGGAGGACAUCAAGCUGGAGGGAGGCUUGGAGGACCAGGAGAUGACGGAGGAGAGGGUCAGUGCGAUUCUCGAACAAGUACGGCAAGCAGAGAGGGACAUGUCUUCAGUUUCAGGUUGGCAGGAAGCAGAGGCGUCCGGAGCAGCGGCAGAGUCUGCGGGACAACCGGACAGUCCAGGGCCAGAAGAGGGCAGCCCUGACAGUUUGGCUGAUUCCCUCGAGCAGCCGCCAGUGAAGACCGAGAAACAAAAUGGAGGCCACAGCAAUGGUGCGAGAGACGAGAAAGAGGCCAAGAAGAAGAAGGCAUCCAAGGAGGAGAGCAGCAAAGCCCAGGGAGGGGCCACAGCUGCAGACUCAGACUCCGAUGAUGAGGCCACGGUGACCACUCGAGUGUAUCGCAGAAGGGUCGUUCUCAAGGGCGAGGAGGCCAAAAAUCUUCCCGGAGAGUCUGUGACUGAGGAGCAGUUCACAGACGAAGACGGAAAUCUGGUCACGAGAAAAGUGAUCAGAAAGGUGGUGCGUCGUGUGUACAACUCUGAGGAGCUAAAAGAGGGAGAGACAGUUACGGUGGCUGUAGAUGUUGGUGAUGGUAUUGGUGGUGGUGGUGCUGAUGACUUACCUGCAGGGGGCGCUGACACUGAAACUGCCUCUUCUUCGGGAAAAGGGGGAAAGGGCAAGAAGAAGGGCAAGCGCUCCAGAGGCAAAUCUGAGACUGGAGAAGGAGGCAGCAAAAAACAAGGCAAGAAGGGUCAAUCGUAACAGUGAAGCUCAUGAAAUGAUCCCCAGUCAUCCACCUGCGACAUAGCGCACCAGGAGGGAAUUCUCAAACUGGAAACACCUGCACCGGGAGCCACGUCGACAACACCAAAAUCUGAAAUUUUCACUUUUAAAAAAACGCAUGGUUUUACAGAAGCAAAACGACUUCAUUUAUACAUUUGAUUUCGCAUGAGCAUGUCACCACUACUUUUACAGUUGGAACAGAAAACGACACACACAACGCAGGGACCGAGUUUGACCAAAGAUGGCGCUACUGGGACAAAAAUCGAAAAUACACAAAACGGACUUCCCGAUAGAUACUUGCCUUAUAUGGUCGACUUUUCCUGUUGGAGCCGCAGCAUUCAGGUGCACUGGGUGGUUCCUAUAUGAAAAAAUGAAUUAUAGCAGCGAAUGGGUGAUUUUAAUGUAAAUAAUUGACACUGUAUAAAUCAAUAGAGUUUAUGCACUGAUGAGCGGAGGGAAAGCUUUGCCGAAUCAGUGAGUUUGUACGGAGCGAGGGGCGCAUAAUGUUUAGUGCCCCUCCUCAGUGUUGCUCUUCCUGACAACUACAAAACAAGCUGUAUGUAAAUGAAUGACAAACAUGCUUGACGAUUAACAAAAUGGGCGUUUCCUGAAUCCAGUUACUACCCGGAAUUUUUUUUUUUUUGAUUUGACUCAGAGAAACUAAUUUUUGCUGCAUGUAACAUCACUUUCCUUUAACUUUCCUAAUUUUCCUGCUAAUACGAAGCACUGUAAUCCUAUUACCGAUGGUACUUCUGUGUGGACACUCAUAGUAACUCAUCUAUGCCUGUUUUUAUUUGAUUUUUUUUAUAAUGUUUUUACACACUCCGCUCAUUCAAAUACGUAUGCUUCCACAAAUACUAGCUAGCAGUUUCCAAUUACUCACCAAUACAAAUGACUGUAGACUUUGUUAGCUUCAGAACGCUAGCCGCCUCAUGUGCACCGCAUAGUCUGUACGCUCAUACUUCUACAUGCUUUUAGAUCUGCUGUGUUUUUUAAAGGGGACUUUUUAUUUUGAUGGUUUGAUAACUUUUAAUCUUUAUUUAAUUGGUUGUAUUUCGACACAAGAGCAGAAGAUCUCGUUUUUAACACCAAUAGGAAAAAAACAUAGUACUUUUUACUUAAAUCAGCAGUAUUGUUAAAGAUCAGACUUUCUGUUCCUGUGCACAUUUGUGUGUCUGUCUUUUUUCAUACAAAAGCACCGAAGCAUCCACUUGUCUAUUGAUGACAAAAACCUGGUACAACCCUGUAUGGACAUAGCCUACACUGGAUGAACAAAUUAAUUAUUUAAGCAGAAAAUAAAUUGUGUUUAAAUUGAAAAA
This is a messenger RNA of Periophthalmus magnuspinnatus, 7440 nucleotides long. RefSeq names its product ankyrin-3-like. The transcript has 49 exons. The coding region runs from base 116 to 6100 and encodes 1994 amino acids. Lineage: Eukaryota; Metazoa; Chordata; Actinopteri; Gobiiformes; Gobiidae. The record is from RefSeq and is a predicted model, not a curated record. Gene Ontology annotation, biological process: signal transduction; regulation of cardiac muscle contraction; protein localization to T-tubule. Gene Ontology annotation, cellular component: T-tubule. Gene Ontology annotation, molecular function: protein binding.